Molecule: messenger RNA, 1977 nt
Organism: Carya illinoinensis
Lineage: Eukaryota; Viridiplantae; Streptophyta; Magnoliopsida; Fagales; Juglandaceae
Exons: 5
Coding region: 1-1977 (658 amino acids)
Source: RefSeq, a predicted model, not a curated record
AUGGACCAACUAAAGAAUGGGAGUUUGGGCUUUGAGCAUCUAAGCAAAGCUCAGAAAAGAAAGGCCCAAAUUGAGGUAGAAAUUGGAGCCAAGAAGAAGCUAAGGCUUCUUGAUGAGGAAGAGGCUGAGGAGUUCAGUUUCUAUGGAAAUCCAUCAGCUGAGGAAAGGAAAGGAAGUUGGCAAUUGCUAAGAAUGUUAAAGCCUGGGAACCAUACACCAUGGUUGUGCAUGGGGGAUUUCAAUGAAAUCCUCAGUAUGGCUGAGAAGUCAGGGGCUGCCUCUAGGCCUUUCUCUCAAAUGGAAAGGUUUAGGGAAGCUCUAGAUGCCUAUGAGCUUAGUGACCUUGGCUAUAUAGGCUCCAAGUUCACAUGGAGUAUGCUGAGGAAGGAACAUAAGCUGUUUAGGUAUGAAGCCAGCUGGUCCAAAAGGGAAGGGUGCAAGGUGUCAGUCGAGAGAGCCUGGAUGGCAGACUCCCAUAGAGGCCAUUCUUUAAGCUCCAUCAAAACUAGCCUGACUAGAUGCAGACACCAACUUAGAAGCUGGCAGAAGACAAGUGCAGGCAACCAGACCACUCAAAUCAGACAAAAAAGUGACAUGAUCAAACAGCUGCAGGAGUCAAACCUAGGUGACCUUAAUGAUUCCAUAAGAGACCUGCAAAGAGAGGUGGAUGAAAUGCUGGCAGGGGAGGAAACCAAAUGGAGGCAAAGAUCCAAGCAGUUCUGGCUAAAGGAAGGGGAUAAGAACUCCAAGUACUUCCACAAGUGUGCAUCCCAAAGAAGACAAACCAACACCAUAAAUGUGGUGAAGAAUGAUAGAGGGGAAUGUGCUAGGGAACAUGGCAGCAUAUGCUCUCUUUUCCUUAGUUUCUGUCAGGACCUCUUUAAUUCUUCUCACCCGACAGGUAUUGAAGAGGCACUACAAGGAGACAAGGUGUUCUCAGCAGUGAAGGACUUCUUCUCAACCAGAUCAGGGAUAGGUGAGGUAAAUGACACUUACAUUGUUUUAAUUCCCAAGAAGAAGUGUCCUGAAUUAGUUACUGAGUAUAGGCCUAUAAGCCUUUGUAAUGUCCCAUAUAAAAUUGUUGCCAAGGUUUUAGCAAACAGGUUAAAAUGCUUCCUGCCAUCCAUCAUUGCACCAGCACGAAGUGCUUUUGUACCAAGCCGUUUGAUUUCAGAUAAUAUCAUAGUGGCCUACGAGGCCAUGCACUCAAUGCAAUACGGGAUGAGGAGCAAAAAAGAAGGAUAUAUGGCCUUGAAAUUGGAUAUGAGCAAGGCCUAUGACAGAAUAGAGUGGGCUUUCUUGCAAGCUGUCUUGAGGAAGAUGGGAUUUGCAGAGGCAUGGACUGAACUGGUUAUGGAGUUUCUUGGUGGAAUGCUUGACAAGGCUGAAGAGAAAGGACUAGUGUCUGGAUUUCCAUUUGCCAGGGGCUCUUUAUUGGUUAACCACCUCUUUUUUGCAGAUGAUAGCCUGCUUUUCUGCAGAGCCAAUGUGCUAGAAUGGAGUAGAUUAAUCAAGGUCUUGAACUCAUAUGAAAAUGCAUCUAGCCAGAGAUUAAACAUGGACAAGACAUCAAUUUACUUCAGCAAGAACACCAGUCCAAUCAAUAAGGAAACCAUCCUUGCUGCAGCACAAGUGAAGGAAGCAAAGGCAUUUGAGAAGUACCUAGGCCUUCCCUCGUAUGUGGGAAGACACAAACUAGCAGCAUUCAGGCCCAUACUGGACUAUAUUAGAAACAGGAUCCAGAACUGGAAGGUGAAGUUCAUAUCUCAGGCAGGGAAAGAAGUUCUCCUUAAGUCUAUUGUCCAAGCCAUCCCAACUUAUUGCAUGAGUAUCUUUAAGCUCCCAAAGGCCAUCCUCAAGAACAUAAACCAGUUAAUGCAACACUUCUGGUGGGGGAGUAAAGAUGACAAGAUCAAAACCCAAUGGAUUCCUUGGAAGAAGCUUGGACAGACAAAAAGGGUAGGGGCUGGGCUAUAG